This is a messenger RNA of Bombyx mandarina (wild silkworm), 567 nucleotides long. Its product is annotated as dynein light chain Tctex-type protein 2B. Gene Ontology annotation, molecular function: dynein intermediate chain binding. Gene Ontology annotation, biological process: microtubule-based movement. The record is from RefSeq and is a predicted model, not a curated record. Gene Ontology annotation, cellular component: cytoplasm; cytoplasmic dynein complex. Lineage: Eukaryota; Metazoa; Arthropoda; Insecta; Lepidoptera; Bombycidae.
AUGGCCGACCCGGAGCUUAAGAAAAGUAAAGUAUCGAUGAUGGCUAUGAAGAGUCAGUCGCAUACACGAUCGCAUGCAGCAUUCGGUUCUAAAUCAAUGAGUAGAAUGAAAAUGAGGAAGGGAUCUUUUGGUUUCGCCAGUGUGCCCGGAAUCAGACCUGUGGAAAGAACUUCUCAGCUGGCCAUAGAGUUUAAGCGUCCACCGUUACUAUUCCUGAACACGUACCAAUUAGAUCCGCACCCGGAUGGUAUAUUUAAUGUUCCAAAAGUUAGAAAAAUUACAGAAGAAACAUUAAAUGAAAACUUCACUGGUCAUCGCUACAAUAUGCAGGAAUCACCAGCGGUCGCAUUGAAAAUAGCAGGUGAAGUAAUGCGUAAAGUCAAAGCUUUGCAAUUUAAUCGAUACAGAAUAUGUACUGUCGUCACUAUUGGACAAAAGCGAGCUCAAAGCUACAAUAACGCAGUGUCGUUCCUGUGGGACCACGAAAGGGAUAAUUACUUCGAUGCUCAGAGAGAAGAGAGUACUGCGUUCAUACAAGUUACCACGUUCGGGGUUUAUCUUGAUUAG